Molecule: messenger RNA, 1794 nt
Organism: Pestalotiopsis fici W106-1
Lineage: Eukaryota; Fungi; Ascomycota; Sordariomycetes; Amphisphaeriales; Sporocadaceae
Exons: 6
Coding region: 1-1794 (597 amino acids)
Source: RefSeq, a predicted model, not a curated record
AUGCGUUGCACUAAUCUGGUGUCAUUGGCACCGCUUUUGGCCUUGAUUCCCCAGGUCUCAUCUCUCAUUUCAGCCAGCAGCUAUCCUCAAUUUUGCUCAACUGAGCAAUGGGAGGACGAUGAGUUGGUUGUCUCCAUGUCGGCGGCUCACUGCUACGCAUACUCGGUUUGCGCCAAGGAAAUGGGAGUAUAUCCCACUGCCACACUAGGAUCGACAACUCUCACCACAACCUUAACCACUACGAUCGUCACUGCUUCCACGGUCACCGUCGACUCGACCCUCUCGCAGGUUGAGACCAUCACUGAUACGAUCAUCCCAGCGGACGUGACUUUUACCAGCGUGGCCACGGUCUCGGAUACCAGCAUAACGACUGAUGCCACCGAGACUAGCUUCACUACCGUCACGACCGAGACUGUCGAGGAGACUGCGACUAGCUCAAUCACCAGCGUCGUUACCACGACAGAAACCAGCUACACGACGACCGCUACCGUCUAUGUCACUGUCGACACUCUUACUGAGGUCGAAACUCAAACAGACUUUACGACAAUUCCCACGACGGUGCCAGCAACUUCAACUGUGGGCACCGAGGUAACCUCGACAAACGUUGCUAGCGAGACCACCACCACGACUGUUACCGAUGUCGAGACGGCAUACACUACAGUAUACGUAACAACUAUUGCUGAAGUUGUAACUGUGCCUGUAACCACCACCGUUACUGUGAAUCAGAAGAGAGCACUGGCCUCCGCUACAGCCGAUGCGUCAUCAAAGAAAGACCUGUGGCUGGCUGCCUUUGGCGAAACCCACUUGCACAACGCCUGCCAGUGUAUUGUACCAACAACAAACUCGACCGCCAACUAUACGACCUCAUCAGCCGAGACCUUUUACACCACCGCCUACACUACUGUGUAUGACGUGUCUGUGACAACGGUCGGUACUGCUGCAACUCUGAUCAGUACCGUAAUCGAGAGCACCACCGUGGCCCAAGAGACAGAAACCGUAGUGGAGACCUAUACUGCGACCAUCACUCAGGCGGUUGAGGCUACCAUUACAAUCGGUGCGACGGCUACCACAACGCAGACUACUACAACAUUGACGACAGUGACAAGUACCUCAACCACGACGGACAACGAGGUUGCCUCAACUGCUAUUUCCGUUACUGCCGAGGAGACCUCGAGCACCACGACCACAUCUACGGUCGUAGAGACAAUCACCAGCACGGAAACCAUCACUACAACCGCCACUGCCGAGGUUGAUUUGACCGUAACGAGCAUUGUCACGGUGACCAGCGAGGUUGAGACCACCCUGACUUCCACAUCGACAACAGGCGUCACCUCCACAACAUCCACUACGGCAACAGCCACGUUUGCGGUUCAAACCAAUGUCAUUGUCAAUGGCGGUUUCGAAAGCGGGGUCCUGUCACCAUGGACCUCAAGUUUUGCAGGCGUCACGGCAAACAAACCAUACUCAGGAACAUACUCUUUGCAGGCCACUGCUUUCCGAGCAGGAAUUAUCCCGUUUAUUCAGCAAACCUUUAGUGAUACUGCCGGAGUCACCUACGGUUGCAGUUUCCAGUGGUAUAUGCUACUGUAUACUCCCUUGACUACAAUCACCGUUUACGUCGAUGGCACGCUAGUCAGCACUUAUACUCUCACUACAACCAACUACCGUACUUGGAACGCGGCGUCAUUCUCUUUCACGGGAACAGGUUCUGACACAGUCCGGAUUGUUUUCACUGACGUCAGUCCCACCUUUAACUAUGGAUACAUCGAUGACAUUGCUUGCACGGCCCAAUAG